AGGUAUGUUUCAAAGAGGUUCCGUUCGCUCCUCGCUACCACCUCCAUCGAAGUUGGGAGCACGUCAAUAUGGACUGAUUGUAGAGGAACAGAUGCGCAAAAGAAGAGAAGACAUGAGGCAAGUGCACGAUCACAGACGAUUCGAAGGAGAAACACGACUCGGGAACGAGUACCAAGAGACCAAAAAUUCCAUGUUCAACUGCAUUUCAAAUGGAAUGCUUUAUAUGGAUCAAAUUGCGAAGGUUAUUUGGAAUCUUAAACAGCGAAGAGUUCUGAAUCAAAAGGCCUACGAUGAGUUUGUUAACUCGGACGAAGCAGCGACAGCAGUGUCAAAGUUUGAUGGUCUGUACAUAUCAGGUGACGAACGGGAUAUUUGGUACAACAUCAUGGCAAACAGACUCCAGUGCGAAAUAAACCGCGCACUCAUAAACAGAAACGCCAAGAAGGAGAACGUACAAGGUUACUACAUACUCCAGGAGGUGGAAUUGGUUCCAGAAACUACCACGAUUAUUAAUGAGGAGCCCGGAAUCGAGAACCUGAAAAAGUGAUGAAGAUCGAAAUAAUCAAUGGGAUAUUAUAAUAUAUAGAGAUAUAUCAACCAAAACCGGUACUUAUGUAGUCACAAUGCUAAUUGGAAGCAUUUUGAUAGUUAUCUAGCAUUUGUCUGACAAGAGGAUUUGAUAAGGAUCGUUUUUCUUUUGCUAUCUUCUUACCCAGG
Messenger RNA from Cylicocyclus nassatus, 717 nucleotides. The record is from the annotation of a GenBank genome assembly. Lineage: Eukaryota; Metazoa; Nematoda; Chromadorea; Rhabditida; Strongylidae.